This is a messenger RNA of Sycon ciliatum, 663 nucleotides long. RefSeq lists its product as uncharacterized. Lineage: Eukaryota; Metazoa; Porifera; Calcarea; Leucosolenida; Sycettidae. The record is from RefSeq and is a predicted model, not a curated record. The transcript has 2 exons. Bases 1 to 663 code for a protein of 220 amino acids.
AUGGCCCAGGUGACCAAAUAUCAGUAUGUGGUGGGAUCUCUGACACCCGAGUAUGCGGCAGAGGUGCGUGACAUCAUCCUGGAUCCUCCAGCUCAACAGCCGUACGACGCCCUCCGCGAGCGUCUGAUUCACCGCACGCAGAUGUCAGAACAGCAGCGUUUGCGCCUGCUGAUUUCGGACGAGGAGCUGGGCGACAAGAAGCCUACCCAGCUUUUACGCAAGCUGCAGCAGUCGGUAGGUGAGAACGCCAUGCCUGAAAAACUAUUGCGCGAGCUGUUUGUCAGCCGGUUGCCCCGAUCGGCCAAGUCAAUAGUAGCAUCCUGCCCUGCAUCACUGUCGCUGCAGGAUCUGGCAGAAAUGGCUGACAGGAUAGUGGAGGCAGCUGGUCCCAGUGCGGCAGUACAUGCAGUUCGCAACACUGGCGAGUCAGAGGCAAUGGCCGCCAUUGCAGCUCUCCGGGACCAAGUUGCCGCCCUGACGACCACUGUAACCGAGCUGAAACAGCAGCACUGCCGCUCUCGCUUCCGCAGCCAACCCCGCAGUCGCUCGGUCUCACCGCAUAGCAGUGGUUUAUGCCAUUUUCACCGCAAGUUUGGUGUGCAAGCCCGGCGGUGUGAAGCCCCGUGCUCCUGGUCGUCGGGAAAUGCCCCGGCCAGCCAGUAG